Messenger RNA from Babesia bovis T2Bo, 346 nucleotides. Its product is annotated as Transcription factor TFIIH complex subunit Tfb5 family protein. The transcript has 3 exons. Gene Ontology annotation, cellular component: transcription factor TFIIH core complex. Gene Ontology annotation, biological process: nucleotide-excision repair; transcription initiation at RNA polymerase II promoter. NCBI's taxonomy places the organism in Eukaryota, Apicomplexa, Aconoidasida, Piroplasmida, Babesiidae. The record is from RefSeq and is a predicted model, not a curated record. The coding region runs from base 4 to 231 and encodes 75 amino acids.
ACAAUGGUCACCUCUAUGCGGGGUAUAUUAGUCAAAUGCGAUCCGCCAACAAUGGAAAUAGUCAAGCAAAUCAACGAAACAAGACAUUUCAUCAUAGAGCAACUGGAUGAAAGCGUUGCGCUGUGCCAGGAAAGCGUAUUCGAUUUCCUAAGUGAGGAAGUGACAAGAAGGCUGGAAUUUGCCGAGCGAUUGACGCCAACCGAUGCCAAAACUAACGCCGAUGAAUCGUGAAAUCAACGCUUCACAUAGUCCAAUGUGUAAAUUCUACGAGCAACGUCAUUCACAAGCCACUCGAGACCCUCGAUAAUACCCUCUCCAGUUACACCACUGCAACCGUGGAUACGCC